AUGGGCUCUCCCAUUCAAUCUCCUAGCUCUGUCGGUGGCGAGUCUGAAUACCUAAGCACUCGCGAGGAUGCCACUCCGUUAGCCACCCCGCUUCCCAACGAGAACGAAUCUCGCGACCCUCCUCGCGCCGGACCUAGCCUCGCCCGACCGCAAACCUUCCCGCCAAGCGAGUCGACGAGUCUCCUGCAGAAUGUUCUCAUCGACAACCCGCCUACCAGCAGCUAUCCUCAUGGCACCUUUUCCCCACGACCUGCGAGCCCCGUUGGGAGCGAGAACCCGGAUUAUGACCGCGCCUCGUCUUCAGCGUCCGAGAUCCCCAUCCUCGACCCCAUGUUGACUGCGCUCACCGGCGACGACCAUUGGAGGAAGCGGUUUAUCAGGGGCAUCAAGAGCAAGAAGAUGCACACCUCGAGCACCCUGGCAGAGCAGGCCGGCUUCAAGGACAACCUUUGGAUGUACCUCUCCUACUACAUUCCCCUCUUGACCUGGCUGCCCCAAUACAAAUGGUCUUACCUGAAGGGAGACCUUGUCGCAGCUCUGACUCUUGCAUCCCUCUACCUGCCAAUGGCCCUUUCGCUUGCCGACAACCUGGCGCACGUUCCUCCGAUCAACGGGCUGUAUGCCUUCGUCUUCAACCCGUUCAUUUAUGCCAUUUUCGGCAGCGCGCCGCAGAUGGUUGUCGGUCCAGAAGCUGCCGGGUCUCUGUUGGUCGGGUCUGUGGUCAGAGGCAGCAUCGAUCAUGACAUGGACGACGAGUACAAUGCCGAGGUGCAGGCCAAAAUCUGCGGAGUCGUAGCAGGCAUGGCCGGUGCUACGGUCUUCAUCGCUGGCCUGGCUCGAUUGGGCUUUCUCGAUAGCGUUCUCAGCAAACCUUUCUUGCGAGGCUUUAUCUCUGCCAUUGGUUUUGUUAUCGCUGUCGACCAGUCAAUCCCCGAGCUCGGCCUUGCCAAGUACGCGGCGGAAAUGGGCGUGGGCCACGGGAGCAGUAUGGACAAGCUGGAGUUCAUCUUCAGCUCCUUCGACCAUGUUCACAAGCUCACUUUCAUUGUUGCCGGGGUCAGCUUUGUAAUCAUGAUGACAAUGAGAGAACUCAAGAAACACCUGCAACCCAAGUAUCCAGGAGUUGCUUACAUUCCCGAUCGCUUCUUUGUCGUUGUCAUUGCCGCGAUCCUAUCUUGGCAAUUCGACUGGGAAAGCAAGGGUGUUGAGAUCCUCGGUCCAGUCAAAGCGGCUUCAGGACAUCUGUUCACUUUCCGCUGGCCGUUCCAGACCUCUCACAUGCCGCAUAUUCGCGAGGCCAUGGGCACGUCCUUCUUGAUUGCGCUUCUCGGCUUCUUUGAAUCGUCUGUCGCAGCCAAGAGCCUGAGCAGCUCUGAUAGUGUGCAAGGGAUCCAGCUCAGCCCCAACAGGGAGCUCGUGGCACUGGGCGCUGCCAACAUUGUUGGCGCCUGCUUCAUGAGUUUACCUGCCUUUGGCGGUUAUGGAAGAAGCAAGUUGAACAAGCAGACCGGUGGCAAGACACCAAUGAGCUCCAUCUUUCUCAGUCUGAUUACGCUGUUCGCUGUGUUUUUCUUGCUGCCAUACUUUUUCUACCUUCCGAAACCGGUUCUGUCAUCGAUGAUCACGGUUGUAGCCUGGUCGUUGCUCGAGGAGGCUCCUCAUGACAUUGCAUUCUUCUUCAAAAUCCGAGGCUGGACCGAACUUGGCCUGAUGGUCAUUAUCUUUGUCUCGACCAUCUUCUACUCACUAACCCUCGGCAUGGCCAUUGGCGUCGGUCUGUCUCUACUACAAGUUAUCAAGCACUCGACUCGUCCCCGCAUCCAGAUUCUGGGCCGCAUCCCCGGCACGCACCGCUUCGAGAACGCUGAGCUGAACCCUGACAGGCUGGAGUUUGUAGAGGGCUGCCUCAUUGUCAAGAUCCCAGAGCCCUUGACCUUUGCCAACACCGGCGAGCUGAAGGCGCGUCUUCGGCGACUGGAGCUUUACGGCACGAGCAUGGCCCAUCCCGCGCUGCCAAGAUUGCGGGGUGACCAUCAUAACAAGAAUGUCAUCUUCGACAUCCACGGUGUCACUUCCCUGGACGGAUCCGGCACGCAGGUGCUGCUGGAGAUUGUGAGCGGAUAUAGGGAGCGCGGCGUCAGAGUGUUCUUCAGCCGCGGCCCCACCAACCCGCGCCAUCACAUCUGGAGACUCAUGAGACAGGCGGGCAUCAUCGACCUGGUCGGUGGAGAGUCGCACUUCGUCUCGGACGUUCAAGAGGCGUUGAAGUUGACCGAGUACGAGAACAGUGUCAGCGAAGUAGCGAAUGCUUGA
Colletotrichum spaethianum is the source of this 2313-nucleotide messenger RNA. Its product is annotated as putative SWI/SNF-related matrix-associated actin-dependent regulator of chromatin subfamily A member 3-like 1. Gene Ontology annotation, cellular component: membrane. Lineage: Eukaryota; Fungi; Ascomycota; Sordariomycetes; Glomerellales; Glomerellaceae. Gene Ontology annotation, biological process: transmembrane transport. The coding region runs from base 1 to 2313 and encodes 770 amino acids. The transcript is spliced from 3 exons. The record is from RefSeq and is a predicted model, not a curated record. Gene Ontology annotation, molecular function: sulfate transmembrane transporter activity.